UGCCGCAAAUAACCAAAAGAAUGGGAUGAUGCGAUGUCUAAACGAAGAUAAUAAGGAUAUAGUUCUUACACCGAGUUGCCUGGGUUUGACAUUUGUACAAAUGACAAGCUUGUAAACAAGUACCAUCCAAGACUGUUUGAACGGAAUAUUCUCCCGCAAUUGGCAGGUGAUUCAUACCCCGGGCUCACAUGGUGUGUAGUUGACCACUCACAGUCCAAAAACAUGAAGGAUCUCAGGCACCAACAUACACAACGUCAAUCCAUGACAGAAAGCAUCCCCUGACUAUACCUUCGAGUUAUGUGCAUCUGCUGACAGAAUAAUCAAGCAGCUUCAUGACUCUAACAUCCACCAAUCUGACCACUUGCCAUAUGCGGGGUUAUGUUGAGAUUUGGUUCCAACUACAAAUUUUUAGCUUUUUAGAAGUCCCCUCUUUGUUCUCUUUCCCUUCCACUUUUUGUAGUAUAGAGCUUCUUUUAUACCCUUCUCCCUAUAUCCCAUAUGAAAACGGACGGUUGCAACAUGAAAGAUUCUUCAUCAAUAUUGGGAGAAUCCAGUCCGCUCCUUGGAUCGUCGUCUCCAUCUGUGUCUCCCAGGCUUAACUCAAUAUUCGAGAAAUGCAAAACAAACAAAAUAGUACAAUUACUUCCUUCUGUGGUCGUAGGUUCUCUGAUUUGGUUUUGCGUACCAGAUCAGACUGGCCUAAC
Messenger RNA from Umbelopsis ramanniana AG, 704 nucleotides. RefSeq lists its product as uncharacterized. The transcript is spliced from 2 exons. Bases 333 to 599 code for a protein of 88 amino acids. The record is from RefSeq and is a predicted model, not a curated record. Lineage: Eukaryota; Fungi; Mucoromycota; Umbelopsidomycetes; Umbelopsidales; Umbelopsidaceae.